Messenger RNA from Lepisosteus oculatus (spotted gar), 2430 nucleotides. Lineage: Eukaryota; Metazoa; Chordata; Actinopteri; Semionotiformes; Lepisosteidae. The record is from RefSeq and is a predicted model, not a curated record.
CCUCUGCGGGUAAGGCAGGAGCCGCCGGGCCCUGCGCUGCGCCUUUAAGAGAUAAAGACCUUUUCCGAGGCUGAAGUCAUCGCUGGUGACGUGGGGGAGGACUCGCAGAGUCCAGCCGGCGAGAGUCCCAGCGCUCGUCCGCGUCCCGCCGAGCCGAGCCGAGCCGUGGGACUGCCGUGGGGUCGCGGAACACUCCUGCGUGCGCGUCCGGAUCCCACACGGGGGCUCUCCCGCAAUAGACGGGACAGCCGCCCCGCGGAAGGAGUCCCUUUCUCCGGUUUUUAGACCAUAACUGGGUAGAUUAUACAUUGUAUACUGAGCUCCAGGUAUCCAGCGUUUUAUUUUGUUUUUGUUUCACUCGCAAGUAAACUGAAACCGGUGACCUUUGUGAACUGUUUUAAUUUUAAUGUCAAGUUGGAACAGCUUGUGAACGCCAGUCGGUGUCUCUGGUUUCGGACGGUCAUCUCGCACGCUCGGCCGCUCCGGGCGCCCCGCGGCUGCGGGGGGCAGGACUCCGGACCCCCGCUAUGGAUUAAUCAGAAGGAAAGAAAGGAAAACGAGCCGUAGCCGACCCGCCGAGGACGCGCCUGGCAGGCGGCGGAGUUGCUGACGACCUGUUACACAGGGACGGCGAGAGGACCGAAGGCCGGUUCGUCCGACACCUCAAGGUGUCGAUUUGUAGUAAAUCGACUCUUUCUCUUCUCUUAUACUGGCUUAGGCUCCGGUUUGCUGGUAGUUUCCUCCGAGUUUGUCUAUUUUACCCCCAGCCUGGACAGAUACAUUUCAAAUUCCCGCUGUGAGCGAGCGCGUGUGUUCAACACGUUCCGGCAAGAUGAGCAACGGGAACGAGCAGGAGAAACCCCCAGAACCGCAGGCGGACCCGCCGAACCCGACCCAGACCCCGAGCGACGGCAGUGCGCUGUCCUCGGCCGUGUCCAGCCCCCCUCUCUUCCCCCUGCCCGGCCACCCCAAGCUGGAGUUCAGGAGGAACGCGGUGACGGACGACUACAAGGUGUCCAGCCAGGUGCUGGGGCUGGGAAUCAACGGCAGGGUGCUGGAGUGCUCCGACAAGAGGACCGGCGACAAGUGCGCCCUGAAGAUCCUGUAUGACAGCCCGAAGGCGCGGCGCGAGGUGGAGCUGCACUGGCGCGUGUCCGGCGGCCCGUACAUCGUGCGCAUCCUGGCGCUGUACGAGAACAUGCACCACGGCAAGAAGUGCCUCCUCAUCAUCAUGGAGUGUAUGGAGGGCGGGGAGCUGUUCAGCAGGAUCCAGGUGCGGGGUGACCAGGCGUUCACUGAGAGAGAGGCAUCGGAGAUCAUGCGACACAUCGGCACAGCCAUCCACUACCUGCACCACAUGAGCAUCGCUCACCGAGACGUCAAGCCGGAGAACCUGCUCUACACCACGAAGGAGUCCAACGCUGUCCUCAAGCUCACGGAUUUCGGCUUCGCCAAGGAGACGACGCUGCACAACUCUCUGCAGACGCCCUGCUACACGCCGUACUACGUUGCUCCGGAGGUGCUGGGCCCGGAGAAGUACGACAAGUCGUGUGACAUGUGGUCCCUCGGCGUGAUCAUGUACAUCCUGCUGUGUGGAUUCCCUCCAUUCUACUCCAACACCGGUCAGGCCAUUUCUCCCGGGAUGAAGCGCAGGAUCCGAAUGGGCCAGUACGAGUUCCCGAACCCGGAGUGGGCUGAGCUGUCUGUUCUGAGCGUGCUGCGGCUGUGCCCUGCAGGUGUAACAGACUGCCUCUCUGUCUUCCAGCAAUCCAUGGUGGUGCCGCCCACGCCGUUGCACACCACGCGCGUGCUGAUGGAGGACAAGGAGAUGUGGGACGACGUGAAGGAGGAGAUGACCAGCGCCCUGGCCACCAUGCGGGUGGACUAUGACCAGGUGAAGAUCAAGGACCUGGACACCUCCAGCAACCCGCUGCUCAACAAGCGCCGGAAAAAGGCGGCAGCCGGAGGGGGCGGCAACACCGUCUGUAACAGCCAGUGAAGAAGGGGGAGCGGUGGAGAGAGGAGGGGGGCGCAGCACUGUGCGGAACAGUCGGGGGGAGUCCAGGAUGGGGGCGCCAGCGGCUGUCGGCACAGCAGCAAGAAGACUCCGGAUUACAGAGGACAGAAGUCGGAGAGCUCUGGGCUGCGGACGAGCUUGUAACAGUUGAGCUCCUGUCCGUGUGUGGGCUGAGCUGGUCUGUCUUCUCGGCUGCGGGGCUGCGGGUGUCUACGGGGCUCCUGCGCCCCCCCCCGUGUACCCCCUCUCCACACCCCGAUCUACAGAGCCCCCCCCCAGGAGGCGAGAUGAGUCUCCCAGCAGCACCAGCACACAGCGCCGGGCAGGGCCCAGCCCCGGCACACCUCAGAGACGAUCCGUUUUAUUUUUAUUGUUUCUGCUCCUUUUACAGAAAUAAAACCCCUAAAAAAAAA